Salvelinus namaycush (lake trout) is the source of this 3258-nucleotide messenger RNA. RefSeq names its product ATPase family AAA domain-containing protein 1-B. Bases 329 to 1429 code for a protein of 366 amino acids. The transcript is spliced from 11 exons. The record is from RefSeq and is a predicted model, not a curated record. NCBI's taxonomy places the organism in Eukaryota, Metazoa, Chordata, Actinopteri, Salmoniformes, Salmonidae. Gene Ontology annotation, molecular function: ATP binding; ATP hydrolysis activity. Gene Ontology annotation, cellular component: mitochondrial outer membrane.
CUCAGCACACACGUAGCUAGAUAUGGCUAGCGCAUAGCAUGUCAAUUCUUAAACAAAACAAAAAAGAAUCAGUCAUCCGACAAUUUUUUUUGAGGGAAAAUUGACAGCCUCCAGUUCAAAGACUACAAAUGUGUUCGAUUUUAUUUUCUAGCACGCCUGCCGUCCUUCCCUGAAACGUCCCUUUCCCAGUACUGACUCGUUUCUCCCAGCCCCAGGCUGCACUCGCGAACUUCCAUCAUGGCUUCCUAGGGGGCACCUACCACGCCGAGCCUCAUGCUGACAACCCCCGGACAAGAGUAAGAGUCGGAAGCGCGAGACAUCUAAGAAGAUGGUAUUGAAGGAGAUUCCAACUGAAAGUGUUGCCCGGCCCUUGGGCCGGAAUGAAGUUAUUGGUUUACUCUUCCGACUGACUAUAUUUGGUGCAGUCACCUACUUCACCAUAAAGUGGAUGGUUGAUGCCAUUGAUCCCACAAGGAAACAGAAAAUGGAAGCACAGAAACAGGCAGAGAAACUCAUGAAGCAGAUCGGUGUGCAGAAUGUCAAGCUCUCAGAGUAUGAGAUGAGCAUCGCAGCACAUCUGGUGGACCCACUGACCAUGCAGAUCACAUGGAGUGAUAUUGCUGGCCUAGAUGAGGUCAUCACUGAGCUGAAAGACACUGUCAUACUUCCCAUACAGAAGAGACACUUGUUUGAGGGAUCCAGACUGCUUCAGCCACCAAAAGGUGUGCUGCUGUAUGGACCACCUGGCUGUGGAAAGACGCUGAUUGCCAAAGCAACUGCCAAGGAAGCUGGCUUCCGCUUCAUCAACCUGCAGCCUUCCACCCUCACAGACAAGUGGUAUGGAGAGUCCCAGAAACUGGCUGCUGCCGUCUUCUCUUUAGCCAUUAAGCUCCAGCCCUCAAUCAUCUUCAUCGAUGAAAUUGACUCUUUCCUGAGAAGCCGUUCCAGCUCUGACCACGAGGCCACAGCCAUGAUGAAGGCUCAGUUCAUGAGCUUGUGGGAUGGGCUGGAAACUGACUACAACUGCCAGGUCAUCAUUAUGGGGGCCACUAACCGUCCACAGGAUCUCGACUCUGCCAUUCUGAGGAGAAUGCCCACAAGAUUUCACAUUAAUCAGCCUAAUGUCAGGCAGAGGGAAGAAAUCUUGAAACUCAUAUUGGACAAUGAAAAUGUUGAGCCCACUGUUGACUUUGUUGAGAUAGCGAAGGAGACUGAUGGAUUCUCAGGGAGUGACCUCAGAGAGUUGUGUAGGGACGCUGCUCUGCUCUGUGUGCGGGACUUUGUCCAUAACACCCAUGCCAAUGACAGUCUAGAAGAGGAUUGCAUCCGGUCCAUCCAGCAGCAAGACAUGCAGAGGGCCAUCCAGAAGAUGAGGAAGUCCAAGUCUGCAGGGGGACAGAGUGUACUGAUGCAUGCUGCUAUGGAUUGAGUCUUGAUGUGCAAAAGAGAACUAUUAAGCCUCUGGCUAUGUUUUCCCUAUGUAUAAAGAGUACUGAUAGAAAUCAUUAAGAGAUACACAUAAUGUAAAGUCUAUCAUAAUAUCACUUUGUAACAUUUUACUUCAACAAUUAAUUUAGAACAAUUUGGUUCAUUGCAUUUACAUUAAAUAUUUUGGUCAAAAUGCAAUUUAUUUAUCUUGAAGUUAGGUGUUACAUGAUACUUAUGUUGGUAUUAGUUUCUUAUCCAUGUCUGCUCAACCAAGGUCUCACCGAAGCAUGCUCUCAGACUGCAAAAUAUGAGCACAGCUUUGGAUCCGUUCAGGUUUGACAGCACACAUGCUCGUCCUUAUUACACACACAGCAAUAUUGAUUUAGCCUUGGCCUUUCACCUUCCAUUUUUUAUCUGAACAUAAUUUCUUUUGGUACUGUAUAUUUUUGGGCUAUUCAGAUUAUUAUUUUUAUCAAACUAGCUAGUGUAACAUCUGUAAUAAAAUGUGCUACUUUUAGUAGGCACCGUCAUCCUUUGACUAUUAGCUAAAUGUUAUACAAUGAGUGGUUCUCGGAUGUCUGAAUUAUGAGUUCGAUCAUGCAUGAUAAAAGUUUCUAUAUCAGACAGAGCAAUUCAACUUUUCAUCGAAAGUCAAUUAUCGCUGUGGAUGUUGUGAAGAGAACACGAUGCAAAGAUGCUUGGGGUAAAGAUUAGUGUCGUGGCCUUCCAUUUCUUUCUAGUAAAUACAUAAGAGUAGGUUAGAGCUGUAAUAUCGUGAGCUGCUAAUGUUAAGGUAUUUAUUAUUCAUUUAUUAUUUGAGUUUACUUUUGUUUUUAAAACUUCAAUAGAUCAGGAAACCUGUGUGACAGGUUGUGUGUGUGUCUGUGCUUUCAGGUCCUUUUUAUGUUCCCUUGUCAGUCCAGGUUUCAUUAACAGAAUAUAGAAACUGCUUGUGAAUACUUCCUGUGCUGAUUGUCGUGUCUCUUAUGCUGCAUUCAUGUGCUAGUCGGAACUAGGAAACUCGGAAAUGUCAGACUUGCUAACUGGUUGUAGUUAUAUACGUGCCGCCUUCAAGUCGGAAAUGUCAAGAGUUUCCUAGUUCUGACUAGCACGUGAACACAGCAUUAUAGUUUCUGUUUAUCUCUUAUGAUGAACAGGAUGCUUAAUUGUUGGGUGAUUGAUUAUUUAUUCAUGACAAACUUCUAGUAUCUCCCACAAGCAACAGCCAUUGGAACUUGUAAAUGUAUUGAAUGUGUGAUUGCCAAUUCAUAGUUUACUUGAAUGACAAGUUCUGUGGACAUAUCGUUUCGGGGAUUGGUGGAAAUAGUUUUGUUUAUUUUUUAACUUUUGUUUCGAUAAAAUAUGCUUGCUUUUCUUUUUAAUUUUAAAUAAUGGUAUUGUUGAUAAGUUCCUGAUUGUGACUAAUAUGUUAAUUGAAUAAUGUUUUUUCAGUUAACAAAUCGUCCGAUGCGCUUCCUUUGUAUUACCCUGCAUUCUGGUGUCUGCUAAAAUAUAUUACACAAAUACAUAUUUUGAUGUCAUGUAAUGUAUUUGCUUGACAUUUCCUAUACUCUGAAAAGUAUUCUGAAAUAUAAAAAGGUAAAUAAGAACAUGAGUUAAUAUGGCAUCACUUGAUAUAUACCCAUUCCACUCACAUACCACAAACUUCUUGGUCACUCAUCUAUGGAAUUACAUAAUUUGUCUUCUCACAGCUUAUUAAACAUCUAUCAUAAAUGUUUUUAGUUACUACCUUGGCUGUUCAGAUGCAGUUAAAAUGCAUAGAUAGGUAACAAAAGUGAUCUGUUAAUAAAAUAUUCAUAUUGAUUUCUC